AUGAAAGAUUAUGAAAACGUCUGGAACGAUGAACAUUGCAUAUUUUUUUCUGUGUCUUUAGCCAGAGAUUCACUACACAUAAUCGCUUAUCUUCGCUUUCGUUUCAUGCAACAUAAAUUCACCAAGCACGAGAAGACGCUUCAGAAGUUUCGGAUUCUUCGCGGAGAUGGUUUAAUGGAAUUUCUCAGAUACAUCUACGUAGUCACGCCAUGUUAUAACAACAGGAAUCUAUAA
Molecule: messenger RNA, 234 nt
Organism: Clunio marinus
Lineage: Eukaryota; Metazoa; Arthropoda; Insecta; Diptera; Chironomidae
Source: the annotation of a GenBank genome assembly